AUGGCGCUCGACGCCUUCCUCAAUUCCCUCAUCUUCAUCCUCCCCCUACUACACAUCCUCAUCUCCCCACACACCAAAGUAGAAGAAUCGUUCAACGUCCAAGCCACGCACGACAUCCUCAUCUACGGCACCCCCACGGCAGACAUCCACGCGCGCUUCCUCCAGACCUACGACCACUUCACCUUCCCUGGCGCCGUGCCCAGAACGUUUGUGGGAGCCGUCAUCCUCGCGGGUAUAAGUCAGCCGAUUGUCGCGCUUGUGGGGUUCCAGCACGCGCAGCUGAUUGUGCGUUGUGUGCUGUGCCUCUUCAACGCCUCGUGUCUUUUGUUUUUUAAGAAUGCUGCAUCACAAGCGUACGGUGCUGGUGCGGCGAGGUGGUGGGCCGUUCUUACGAUGAGCCAGUUCCAUCUGGUGUAUUAUCUGGGGAGAACGCUGCCCAACAUGUUUGCCUUUGGUCUAACAACCCUCGCAAUGGGCCUCCUUCUCAAACCUACAAAAUCCAACAUCCGCGCCAAACAAGCCCUCAGCAUCCUCACCUUUGCAGGCAUAGUAUUCCGCUCCGAAAUCGCCAUCCUCCUCCUCACCACCACACUUCCCCUCCUUCUCACCAGGAGACUCCCCUUCCGGACAGUCAUUCUCGUGGGCGCCAUCUCCGCCGUCGGCUCGCUCGCCAUUUCCGUCCCCAUAGACAGCUAUUUCUGGCAGAAGCCGCUGUGGCCAGAACUCUCCGCCUUCUACUACAACGCCGUUCAAGGCUCCUCAUCUAACUGGGGCACAUCCCCCUGGCACUACUACUUCACGUCCGCCCUGCCACGCCUGCUCCUCAACCCGCUCGCCAUCCCGCUCAUCCUCCUGUCACUCACGCACCCAUCUCUCCGGCGACAAACAACCACCGUCCUCAUCCCCAGUCUAUCCUACAUGGCAAUCUACUCGCUGCAGCCGCACAAGGAAACCCGCUUCAUGUUCUACACCAUUCCCCCCGUGACCCUCGCAGCCGCCCUAUCAGCAAACUACAUCUCCACGCGGUUCUCCAAAUCCAACCUCUACAAACUCACUACAAUAGCGCUCGUGUUCUCCGUGCUAGCCACCUCCCUCGCCAGCACGUCCAUGCUGCUCCUCUCCUCGCUGAAUUACCCCGGCGGCGAAGCCCUCACACAGCUAUACGCACUCGCUCCACACAGCAACACCCCUAUUAAUGCUCACGCCGAUGUGCUCACCUGCAUGACGGGCCUGACUCUCUUCAACCAGAAUAAACAGGGUCUGCCGCUGGCGCUCAGCGAUUCCUGGGAUGUGCAGGACACAAAGGAAACGAUAUACUUCUUUGACAAGACGGAAAAGAGUGAGAAGUUGGGCUGGCCCAUCUUCUGGCAGCAGUUUGAUUAUGUUCUCCUGGAGGAUACGGCGCUGGCGCUGGGCGAGUGGGAUGUCCUGGGGGUCGUGUACGGGUAUAGUGGCAUUGAGGUGCUGAGACCGGGUCAGAAGGAACCUGGGGAGGAAAAGUACAGGGCUCUGGGACUGGGGGCUGAUGUCAAGUGGUUGAGGGGACUGGUGAGGAAGUAUACUGGUGGGUGGUGGGUUGGGCCCCGGAUGGCUCCAAAGAUUCACAUCAUGAAGCAACGGGGUAUUGUACAGUAG
Pochonia chlamydosporia 170 is the source of this 1635-nucleotide messenger RNA. Its product is annotated as alpha-1,6-mannosyltransferase subunit. The coding region runs from base 1 to 1635 and encodes 544 amino acids. Gene Ontology annotation, cellular component: endoplasmic reticulum membrane. The transcript has 3 exons. Gene Ontology annotation, molecular function: alpha-1,6-mannosyltransferase activity. Gene Ontology annotation, biological process: protein N-linked glycosylation. Lineage: Eukaryota; Fungi; Ascomycota; Sordariomycetes; Hypocreales; Clavicipitaceae. The record is from RefSeq and is a predicted model, not a curated record.